Messenger RNA from Protomyces lactucae-debilis, 1797 nucleotides. Its product is annotated as threonine aldolase. Gene Ontology annotation, biological process: L-threonine catabolic process; glycine biosynthetic process. Gene Ontology annotation, molecular function: L-allo-threonine aldolase activity. Lineage: Eukaryota; Fungi; Ascomycota; Taphrinomycetes; Taphrinales; Protomycetaceae. Gene Ontology annotation, cellular component: cytosol. The transcript has a single exon. The coding region runs from base 308 to 1366 and encodes 352 amino acids. The record is from RefSeq and is a predicted model, not a curated record.
GAAUUUGCGUCUCUUCUUUCAAGACAAGUUGCAGAGAUGGUUGAUUGAUCAGCUCAAUCCAGAGCACGCAGCUGAUUUAUUAGCUCAAUACAGAGCACGCAGAUGACUUAUCAGCUCAAUACAAAGCACAUUGGCAGGGAGGUUCGCUGCGUUCGCAUGUCGUUUCCCUGGCCGCGUGAUGUAGCAAGAUUCGGCAUUGCCGACAGCAAGAUAACAGAAAGACCAUACCAUACACUACAAGAACAAGCUGCCACUUCACUUCUGUCAGCUACAGCUGUAGUUACAGAUAGUCUGCUGAUUCUCUGCUAUGACAGCUACAACAGAACGGCCCCGAGCCGUGUACUCCAGUGCUGGUGAUUUCCGCUCAGACACAGUGACGAUCCCUGAUGAUGCCAUGUUUGCCGCUAUGAAGCAAGCGCAUCUUGGCGACGACGUCUACAAUGAGUCAGAAACCACACAAGAUCUCGAACAGUAUAUUGCUGAUCUAUGCGGGAAAGAGGCAGGCUUGUUUUGUACCUCUGGGACUCAAGGCAAUCAAAUCUGCUUGAGGACGCAUUUGAUGCAGCCGCCUGCGAGUGUCUUGUGUGAUAAGCGCGCUCACAUCAUCAACUACGAAGCGGCAGGUCUUGCGAUCUUCAGUCAAGCCAUGCCACAACCUAUUGUUGCCAAGAAUGGCAAGUACUUGACACUUGAAGAAAUUCAGGGGGAACUCAUCACGGGUGAUGACAUUCAUUUCGCAGACACACGGAUUGUUUCUCUUGAGAAUACACUCAAUGGUGUUGUCUUUCCUUAUGAAGAGAUGAAGCGGAUUAGCGAAUGGGUCAGAGCACAACCUGGUCAGCGCAUCGUGAUGCAUCUCGAUGGUGCACGACUCUGGGAGGCAAGUGCAGCGACGGGCGUAACGAUGCAGCAGUAUGGAGAGUUAUUUGAUACCAUGUCACUGUGUCUGUCCAAGGGUAUCGGUGCACCCAUUGGCACCGUCAUCGUUGGCACAAAGGAUGUCAUGACGCGCGCAAAGCGAUUUAGAAAGAUGAUGGGUGGUGGAUUACGACAAGUCGGUAUCUUGACGGGUGCAGCGCGAUAUGCAUUGGAUCAGCAAUUCCCACGAGGACUCAAGCGUGUCCAUGAGAUGGCUGCACGAGCUGCACAACAAGCACAGGAUGCUGGACUGACGUUGAAGUUUCCGGCAAACACAAAUAUGCUUUGGCUGGAUUUGGGAGCUUCCGGCAUUGAGGUGGACGCAUGGAUCAAGCAAGCGAGUGCGCUGGGGCUCAUCAUCAGUGGCGAGAGACUUGUCUUUCACCACCAAAUCUCAGAGAAGAGCGAACAGGCUGUGGCUCAGCUGAUUCAACAUUUUGCACGAUGAUGACGCCUUUGAUAAAGCAGUGUUACACUCCAUACUUGCAUUGAUAGUUGCACUUAGGUUGAGGCCAAAAGCGCUUGCAGGCUGUUUAGAAUAUGUACAAGAUGUCCUUGAGACAUAGCGCAUGCCCAGGCAAGCAUUCAAGCUGACGAAACAACUAGCAAGUACAGCCAAAGACAAAGGGAGAUUCCAUUGAGGAUGCACCUGAUGCGGCUGGCUACCAUUUGAAGCUACAGCUAUACAUUGGGACAGCCGACACAACAAAGUAGUGUGAGUAAACACCAGUACUUGGCGUAGACAAGCCAGUCGAUGCUAGCAAGCCUUUCAGCUAGUAAGCCGCACUAGUCCCAGCUCUUCCGGCAGCAGAUGAAGCCGAAGCAAGCAAGCAUCCAGCUGCUUUUGUGAUGUCGCUUUGUUGGAGGUCUGUUUCGAGG